Molecule: messenger RNA, 2828 nt
Organism: Strongylocentrotus purpuratus (purple sea urchin)
Lineage: Eukaryota; Metazoa; Echinodermata; Echinoidea; Camarodonta; Strongylocentrotidae
Product: sia-alpha-2,3-Gal-beta-1,4-GlcNAc-R:alpha 2,8-sialyltransferase
Exons: 8
Coding region: 1429-2688 (419 amino acids)
Biological process (GO): oligosaccharide metabolic process; N-glycan processing
Molecular function (GO): alpha-N-acetylneuraminate alpha-2,8-sialyltransferase activity
Source: RefSeq, a predicted model, not a curated record
AGCUCACAUGAACUGAAUAUGUUGUCAGCCAAGCAAGUGUUCACGGUUUACGCCAAUCUACAUCGAAAGGCAGUUAACGACGUCUGCCUUUAUUGAACGCAUUACCUCGUCACGAUUUCUAAACAUUGAAUUUCUUCAUGAGUUAAACAUGUGAAGAUUGUUUUGAAUUAGUCUGACAAAUAAAGCUAAUAUUUAAUAAAAUUGUUAUCGGCCAAGCAAGCGUUUAUAGGUUCCCGGCGGAUUUAAAUCGAACGUCAAUGUUGUCGUCUGCAUCUACAUUGAACACGUCAUCUAGACUCUCGAGACUUCGAUUACAAUUGUGAAUUUGAUUUGAACAAGUCUGUGUUUUCUGACCUAGGAGAGCUAUGUGUUGGUAUGCCCGCCCAAGUUCAUUCAAAUUUUUGUUGUCGGCCAAGCAAAUGUUUACAGUCCCGCCAAAUCAGUUGUAUGAACUACAAAGCUAGUUGUCUGCAUCUCGAGACUCGAGACUCCGAGCACAAAAUGUAAAAUUUCUGAAAUUGAGAGAAACUUACGAAAACUGUUUUGACGUGGAAAGCCUGGUAUGCCAGCUCAGAUACAGCUAAUUUCUUGUUCGGGUGAGAAAGAGCUCAUAACUUCUCGCCAGAUCUGUAUCGACUCGCAGUUAUGUCGUCUGCUCGGCCAAUACAACGCUUUAUCUCUACACUCAUGAUACUCGAGACUCUGACUACGAUAUGUGAAAAUUGUGAUUGAUUUGAACAAAGCUUUUGAGAUUGUUUAUGAGAAAAUCUGAAUAUGUCAGCUCAGAUACAUUAACUUGUCCUCAGCAAAGCAAGUGUUAACACCAUCUGGAAAAAUUCUGCUCAUAAAGUUUGUGAUUCGUGUACUCCCGUAAUGUGACUCUGUAUUAAAGAUUUGUUAUUAUAAAGUGUUUUUACUUAAUUUUUCGAGUACAAGUACAACAUUUUUUUUCUUUCUCGAUUUCAAGGAGAAUUCCGAGCACAAAAUGUAAAAUUUCUUCGUGAUUUGAAAGAAAUAUACGAAAACUGUUUUUACUCAUUCUAACGCUGGAUUACUGUACAAGGAUAUUUUUUGUUCGCGUUCACAAGCUGGAUGAGGCUCCGAAUGCAGGUAAAUGACAAACGUUCUCAUUUGAACGUGCAAGAAGGGAGAGCGUUGUUUGAAGAAAGAAAGAAAAAAAAAGACAAAGUGGACUUUGCAGGCGCUAAAACUAUCGUAAAUUCCCAUUGGACUCUUUCAAUACCACAGUGUAGCUACCAGGAACGCCACUACACGCCACAACUUCAGUGGAGUUAAACCAGCAGCACAUGUUGACAUGUUAACUAAUACAUGUUUCCAAGCUAACUAGUCACUGCUAGACUCAUGCGCUAUGAUCACAAACGCAACAUCUGCUAGCCGUUGUCAGGAAGGUCAUCGGAGGCGGCAGUGAUGCCGAUGUCGCGACAGUUGCCCCGAUGGGGGACUAUCCUGAAAAUCGCCAUCAUCGUCUGCACGAUGGGUUACUGCGUUCUGUUAUGCUCGUGGUCGGUUCGGAAUAAUGACGACACUGGCAGAUCGGACAAGGCCGUGGUCGUUGAUGACGGACAAGCCUUGCCCCAAUUCAUCCCCAACCUCGGACAUGCCAUUCUCCACAUCGCACCCAACAACGAUGAUGCAAAAACCGAAGAACCAAAGAUAUCACACGAUGUCGGCCAUGAUGACAUGGAUGACCGGCUCGACCUCCGGCCGAAACCGGGGUUGACCUUGGACUUCCGGUCAAUGAUCCAGAGACUGCGCUCCAACUCGACCUCGUGGAGAUUCAGGCGUGAUAAUCUACUGAAAUUAAGGAAACAGAUCAAAGACUUUUUGGGCAGGGAUUUCCUGAACUCCGCCUUUCUGACUCGGGACAACACCCCUCUCAACUCCUCCGUCCUUUUCUAUAAGAUCCUACCGGAGGGUGUCCUACCAGUGGUCCGCGAUUUAUGGGUACAACUACCAAAGGCGCCUGUAUACAGCGGGAGGCAAUAUAAAACAUGCAGUGUGGUCGGAAGCAGCGGAAUUUUGACAGGAAGCAAGUGUGGACGGUUGAUCGAUAGUACUGAGUUUGUGUUCAGAAUGAACAACGCUCCGACAUCGGACGAUUUCAUGGUCGAUGUUGGAAAGCGAACGAACCAGAUGUCGGAAACAGGGAAAAGUCUCGCUAAAGUGAGUCUGAAUGCAUCAGAAACCUUCAACCUCAGCUGUUUACCAUCUACGCCGUUCCCAGACAAGCUCUUCCAAGAUACUUCCAAGCCCCUUCCUAAAAUCUUACUCGUUCGGCUCCCGACCUUCCCCGAGACCGAUCUGGUCCGAUUGAUCACGAGAGGUUGCCGAGUUGUUCCGAAGGGGGAGGGACAGCUCGUCUUGUGGGAUUCGCGAAUUAACGUGAAGAUGAACGACUUUUGGCGACAGAAUGGCCUCAAACUCAAGAUGUCAUCGGGGUUCUUUUCCAUCACUCUGGCUCUCCAUCUUUGCCGGGAGAUACAUGUGUUCGGGUUCUGGCCUUUCAGCCUCUCAUCCGAGCGCAAAGCAGUCCCUUACCACUACCACGACCUCCUCAUCACGACCAAAGUCAUUCACAACUUCAUCGAGGAGUUCGACCUGCUGGUGAGGCUUCACGAACACGGGCUGAUUAAGCUCCACGUCGAUGACUGCACUCAGGAAAGGUGAUACAAGUUAGGUUUUUGUGAAUUUCAAAGUACACACACCAGCUACCGUGUCACGUGGUUUGAAUGCAGACAGCGUGAAGGCCAUACGACUGUCACUAAAACAGUAUCUCCGUGCUAAAUUCUUUUCAAGCAUUUCGAAAA